This is a messenger RNA of Panthera uncia (snow leopard), 2994 nucleotides long. RefSeq names its product RAB, member of RAS oncogene family like 3 (gene RABL3). Gene Ontology annotation, cellular component: endomembrane system. The record is from RefSeq and is a predicted model, not a curated record. The transcript is spliced from 8 exons. Bases 77 to 871 code for a protein of 264 amino acids. Gene Ontology annotation, biological process: intracellular protein transport. Gene Ontology annotation, molecular function: GTPase activity. Lineage: Eukaryota; Metazoa; Chordata; Mammalia; Carnivora; Felidae.
CCCACCACUUUUAACCGUACCGGCCAAUCAGCACAGUGAGGCCUCCGAUCAAGACAGUCACACCCCCGAUUAGCCAAUGAAAUUGAAGACUGUCUCUUCCAUACCCAGCUCUGGUUGGCCUACCAUCCCGGAACAGGCGUUAACUCCGGGCUGUGGCAAGAUGGCGUCCCUGGAUCGGGUGAAGGUACUGGUAUUGGGAGACUCAGGUGUUGGGAAAUCUUCACUGGUUCAUCUUCUGUGCCAAAAUCAAGUACUGGGAAAUCCAUCAUGGACUGUGGGCUGCUCAGUAGAUGUGAGAGUUCAUGACUACAAAGAAGGAACCCCAGAAGAGAAGACCUACUAUAUAGAAUUAUGGGAUGUUGGAGGCUCUGUGGGCAGUGCCAGCAGUGUGAAAAGCACAAGAGCAGUGUUCUACAACUCUGUAAAUGGUAUUAUUUUAGUACAUGACUUAACAAAUAAGAAGUCAUCCCAAAACUUGUAUCGUUGGUCAUUGGAAGCUCUCAACAGGGAUUUGGUGCCAACUGGAGUGUUGGUAACAAAUGGGGAUUAUGACCGGGAACAGUUUGCUGACAACCAAAUCCCACUGUUGGUAAUAGGGACUAAACUGGAUCAGAUUCAUGAAACCAAGCGCCAUGAAGUUUUAACUAGGACUGCUUUCCUAGCUGAGGAUUUCAAUGCAGAAGAAAUUAAUCUGGAUUGCACAAAUCCACGGUACCUAGCUGCAGGUUCUUCCAAUGCUGUCAAGCUCAGUAGGUUUUUUGAUAAGGUCAUAGAGAAGAGAUACUUUCUAAGGGAAGGUAAUCAGAUUCCAGGCUUUCCUGAUCGAAAAAGGUUUGGGGGAGGAACGUUAAAGAGCCUUCAUUAUGACUGAAUUACGCCCAUCCUGGAAGAGUGAGCAAGCGGUGGCAGUUCUGCACAGCUUUCUUCUUGCUGUGUUGAUUAUUAAUAUUUCGGCCUUUUAACAGAAUCAUCCUAAAAUGCCACCCUUCAGCCUCACCCUUUAAUGGAAAGCUGAAAGGAAGUGACAGCGUGGGAGGUCCAAACUUUGUCCCCAUUCUGUUCCUCACCUUUCUGUCCCUGUUUAUAGAUUAUGUAAAAGCCUUGUGGAAAUAUGAGAUGUUGUCAAAAUGAUGCAGUAAAUGAGCAGUGACAGAGUGCUACAGAAAAAAUUUACUCUUCCCAGAAUUGGAAGGUUUUUUAUAGGUCUGUAACUUUCCCACACUCCUUGCUGAAGGCUUAAUUAAGUACUUCAAAAAUGUAUCUCUGUUGUUUUACCUUCUUGAGGGGAAAGGUUAUGUUAACCAGCCCUGGGUUGUCCACCCCAAGCAAUCUCUGUCGUUUUCAAAGAAGCAAAAUGGUGUUAUUUAAUUGUCUCCACUCUCAUCACACACAAGGAUGCCUAAUAAUAGCAGCCCUUGUCUCCCUCUCCUCUCCUUUGCAAAUGGUUCAGUGGCUAGAAGAGGCAGACUAAUAGCUGAGUUAAAUAUAAAUAGAUUAAUAAUACAUAGAGAACAGCAGUACCAGCAAAGGAGAAUUCUCCGAGAAAUUGACAGCUCACUAAAUCCUUCACUCUGGGUUACAGAUGUCUGCACUGUCUUAUUGUUUUCUAUUUGGAAAUAGGCAGGGUGAAAUCUAAGACCUGUUCAAGGGCAGUAAGAGAGAUUUACAGCCUCUACUGUUUUUAUUUUUUUAAAGGAAAAGUCAACUCCUGAGAUGUCUCUUAACUGUAGUCGGUAAACUAAGAAUGUUAUUUUCUGUGUCAACAAUGUAUUUAUGGUCAGAAGUAAAAAUAAGUUCUACAGCAACACAUUUACAUGAAUUAUGGACUAGGAUUCUUAGAUUUCAUAAUCCAACAUUUUGUGAGGGUGGUGGUGUAUGUGCGCGUAUGCAUAAUUGUUCAUCGUUCCUUUUUUUACCCAUCUUUUUUGCUUGUUUAAUUCUCUCUGCCCCGGUUCUUCUUUAAUAUAUAGACCUGGUUUCCAAAAACUGCAAUUUGCUGCCUUAUUCAGCACCACCUUUUUACCCAUAACCGCUCUCUGGCUCUGAGGCAGGUCUUUGCAGUCCUGAUUUUGCUCCAUAUUAGAAAAAAAUAGUAAGUAUACACUUUCAGCUCCUCAUUUUAAAACUAGGCAAAAAACACUAAGUUCACUUUCUAUUCCAUUUUAAUUAAAUUUCAGAAGUACUUUGGAAAUCAAGGUAUGCUACCAGAAGAUCUUAAAAUAAGAAGGUUAGCCAGUGCUUUUAGAAAGGCAGUUGUAGGAAUUUGGGGAAGGAUUUUUAAAGCACUUUUGAUCAGCUAGCAUAUUCUCCAGUCUGUCUUCAUAUCCUCAGCCAUAAAACCGAGGCCUGAUUUCUUUUUUGACACAAAGUAGAGCUGUGCAAAUCAGGAUCUGUACGUGGAGUAUGGCACAAGCGAGUUGUGACAGAGGCUGCACAAAUGCAUGCACAAAGACCCAACUAAAGCUCUUUGUAAACAAUAAAUUAAAAAAAAUUAUACAUACAUUCUGAAAAAAUAAGUAAUACAACGACACAGAAGCGAAAAUACAUAUAACCCUUUCCUUCUCUCCCCUUUCUUCCUCUUUCUUUCCCUUAAUUAAAAACCCUCUCUCAAUUUCUUUAUUUUCUCCCUUGCUAAAAAAUAAAAAUAACCCAUCACUGAUGCCUUUCAGGGUCAGCCUUGAAAACUUAGCAGUACCCCUCAACUCCAUUUCUUCUUGCUUGUGAGGCUUGACUGAAUUAUAGUUUUCUGAGAAAAAAUAAUUUUUAAUAAUCUAAGGUAAAUUUGUUGCAAAGUAUUAGUAGCAGCAAAACAAAGCUGUUUACCAAGAUGAAUGUUAUUAGCCAAAGUUCUUGAAAAUGAAUGUUUUGAAGAAUAAUUUUUGCUGGGAUUUCCUGAGAUCCGCUCAUCAAAAUUGCUUUUGGAUAAUCAACAAAUGUAAAUACCAAAAUACUUCCUAAAGAGUAUUAAUUAAAUCUUUAAUUUUCUUUAUGGAA